Sporisorium graminicola is the source of this 1701-nucleotide messenger RNA. RefSeq lists its product as uncharacterized. Gene Ontology annotation, molecular function: CoA-ligase activity. Bases 1 to 1701 code for a protein of 566 amino acids. The record is from RefSeq and is a predicted model, not a curated record. Lineage: Eukaryota; Fungi; Basidiomycota; Ustilaginomycetes; Ustilaginales; Ustilaginaceae. Gene Ontology annotation, biological process: secondary metabolic process. The transcript is spliced from 2 exons.
AUGCAAAAGAUUGGACAACACACCUUGUACGAUGCCCAGACGGGAGUCUAUACCUCAGACGUCCCAUUCAGCCUGGGAUCAGCUUCGAGCGUCUUUGAGUAUCUUCUUGGAUCUGUCGACUUUGACGAUCAACAAGAAGUCUUGCGCGAAUGCGGCAGUGGUCGGACCAUCUCACUUGGUCGCCUCAAGCUGGACGCUCAGAGGCUGGGUACCGGUCUGAUCACCAAGGGCAAGCUCAAGCCUGGUGAUACGGUGCUCCUCUAUCUGUACUCGUCGAUCGACUUUGCCGUGGCUCUGCUUGCGGCUCAGUUCGCAGGGCUUCGAACUGCGCUGGCCAACCCGGACUAUAUGCCGACCGAACUCAAGCACGUCUAUCAACUCACCAAGCCGAAAAAGGUCUUUGUUAGUUGCCAAGAGAGGCACAGGAUCAGCGAAGCCGGCAUCGAUGCUGAUCAUCAGAUCCUCACUGAUGGCGAUGGUGCUGACCUCAACGGAGCGCAGUCAAUCAAGGGUCUUAUGUCGGACGAGGCUACAGCAAAGCAAGCCAAGGCACACAAACCUGCCGACCUGAACGACACAGCCUUUUUGCCCUUCAGCAGUGGCACCACCGGUCUGCCCAAAGCCGUCGAGAUCUCGCAUCACAAUGUCAUCAGCAUGGUCGAGAUCUUCCACCACGCGCCUUCGAUGUUUGCGAGAAACGAGGAUGCAUCAGAGAUGCAGUUCCGCACACUGACCUUCCUGCCCUUCUUCCACGCUUAUGCGCUCGUCCUCAUGCUGCUCUAUCCCAUUCGCAAACGCGGACACGUCAGCGUCAUGCGACCGUUCCAGCCCGAAGCAUACUGCCGUCUGACCAGGGAGCUCAAAGUCAACGUUCUCGGUCUUGUCCCGCCCGUACUGACCUUGCUGACCAAGCAUCCCCACGCGACGCCGGAAGCCUUUGCUUCCGUGCAAAAAGUGGUGUGUGGUGCAGCACCGCUCGACUUUGAAACGCAGCAGGCAUUCGAGCAGAAAAUACGAGUGCCGGUCCAGCAAGGUUACGGCAUGACGGAAACCACGGUUGGUGUACUCGGGCUUCCUGGCAACCGCAUGGCUCCGGGCUCUGUCGGAAGCCUGCUGCCGGCUACCAAGGCGCGCAUCUGCGAUGUGGAGACAGGCAGACAUGUGGGGCCGGGCGAACGCGGGGAACUGCAGAUCAACGGCCCGCAGGUGUGCAAGGGCUACUACGGUAACCCUGCCGCCACUCGAGACACCAUGACUACCGACGGCUACCUUCGAACGGGCGACAUUGCCGUCGUCGACGCGAGCACGGGCGAGUUCAGCAUCGUCGACCGUCUCAAAGAACUAAUCAAGUACAAAGGCUUCCAAGUGGCCCCCGCCGAACUCGAGGGCGUGCUCGUCUCGCACCCGGCAAUCGCUGCCGCCGCCGUCGUCGGCGUCUACGACAAACACCAAGCCACCGAACUCCCCCUGGCCUUCAUCGAGCUCAAGCCAAACCAUCCCCGUUCCACCGACACCGUCAACCAGAUCGACGCCUUUGUCAGAGCCAAGGUCUCGCACCACAAGUACCUGCGAGGUGGCAUCCGCUUCCUCGACAAGGUGCCCGUCAGUGCCAGCGGCAAGAUCCUGCGCAAAGAGAUUCGCAAACUGCUCCAAGACGAGGUCCAGGCCAAAGGGUCGCCAGCCGCCAAGGCAAACCUGUAA